This is a messenger RNA of Daldinia childiae, 918 nucleotides long. RefSeq names its product putative dna-directed rna polymerase iii subunit protein. Gene Ontology annotation, biological process: transcription by RNA polymerase III. The transcript has 2 exons. Gene Ontology annotation, cellular component: RNA polymerase III complex. The record is from RefSeq and is a predicted model, not a curated record. Lineage: Eukaryota; Fungi; Ascomycota; Sordariomycetes; Xylariales; Hypoxylaceae. Bases 1 to 918 code for a protein of 305 amino acids.
AUGUCAGGUCGCGGCGGUAGAGGAGGUCGAGGGGGCCGUGGUGGCCGCGGUGGUUUCGCAGCAGGUCGCAAGGCCGCGCCCCAAGGAAUGCCUGGCGCCGACGAGCCUGGUCUGAUGUUCAAUGAGAAGCCUCAAGACACAUAUCCCAAAUCCUACAACCCCCCCAUCGCACCCCCCCUCGACGACUCCGAAUCCCGCGCCAUAGCCUCCUUCGUCGCGUUCCGACGCGCCUUCCACAGCACGCCCUUCUACACGCACCGACACCUAGCCAACACGACCGGCGACGCAGCAACAUCCAAGCCCGCCGACCCCGUGCGCCGCUCCUACGGACAGCCGCAAAUCAACGCGCGCUUCGCUGUCAAGAACCGCGCCACCCUAGACCCCUUCCAAGCCGUGCCCAUGUACAGCCACAAGUUCGCCGACGAGACGCGCACGCUUCCCGACCUGAAGGCCCGCGAGCACGAGUACGUCCGCGCCCUGUUCCCCGAGGAGCUAUGGGCCACGUUGGACGGGAAGGAUAUGGGCGGGCCUAAGGGCGGGUUUCUGGGGAGCAAAGCGUCGCGGGAGAAGAGGGGCGUUAAGCGCAAAGCGAUGGUAGUAGAUGGCGACCCGUUUGCUAGUGAUGACGAGGGAACCGGAACUAGAGCAGAUGGCCUGCGCAGACGUCCGCACGAGGACGAGACGGAGGAGGAGCGCAAGGCGCGCAUCGACGCGGCGAUAAAAGAUGGUGAUAAUGAGGAUCCAGCCAACCCCGAGGACGUGGACUUGGACGAGGAGGAAGAAGAGAUGUCGCAAGAAGACGAUGAUUACGGAGAUGACGAGGGCGGCGAUUACGAUGCGGAGGCUUACUUCGACGCGGGAGACAACGACGACUAUGGGGAAGAUGAAGGGGUUGGGGAGAGCGCUAUGGAUUUUUAG